AUGUCGUCCUACCCUCAAUACAAACCACAACCACCUGCGCCGUACCCAACGACGCCUGGUCCCACACAAGCGCAGCCUCAACAACCACCAUUCUACCCACCAACACCGCAGCAACAUCAACAGCAGCAGCACGCGCUCUACUCGUCCACACCACCCACCUUCUCCCAGCCCUUCUAUUCUUCAUCGCCAUCAUCCCUACCAAACGCAGCCAUGGGGAUAAACCCCAUCAUCCCCCAGCAAAAAGCCCGCCGCUCUUCAUCAACAUCAUCAACCUCCUACCCAUCCCAACCAUGGCCGGGCAAAAUGCAGCCAAUCCCCAUCCCAAUGCGCCAGCCAAAUCCCUCAGACUACUACUACCAACAACAACGAACGCCGCCUUCCUCUUGGCCCCCGCAACAGCAACAGCAAGGCUACGGCUACGCACCACAGCCACAGACAGCGCCAUUUCCCAUCUACGCGCAACGCCCCGCGUCCAUGCAGUCUACGCAUAGCGGUAGUUACCAUAGCCAACAGCACAUGCACGACACGCCUGUCUACGCCAAUGGAGAAGAGAAAUACGAAUCAAAGUAUGGGCCGAUUGAUGAGGAUACGGAGCGCGAGUAUGAACGGCGGUAUGCCAAGGAGAAGAGGGCACAGAGAGCGCUGGAGAAUAGACCGACUCUGGGGGGCAGCUUGUUGAGUAUGGUGGGGAAAGUUGGGCGGGCGAUUGGUGGGUCGGAUAAACGCUAG
Messenger RNA from Cucurbitaria berberidis CBS 394.84, 729 nucleotides. RefSeq lists its product as uncharacterized. NCBI's taxonomy places the organism in Eukaryota, Fungi, Ascomycota, Dothideomycetes, Pleosporales, Cucurbitariaceae. The record is from RefSeq and is a predicted model, not a curated record. The transcript has a single exon. The coding region runs from base 1 to 729 and encodes 242 amino acids.